UUUCCUUAAAAUAAAAUCAACGUGGAAAAGCAUAGUACCCAAGUUGUCAGUCAUAAGCCACCCCAAAAUCCUUUCUUCCCAUUUCAUGGGUAUUCCUCUAGAUUACAAGGAAAUAUUUUCUUUUUAAUUUUGUAAUUAACUCCAAAUAUUAUAUCCAAACCAGAUAGAUACAGAAAGAGGGCUUAUACUGGAAGAAAGAUGGAAGUUGAUGGCGGCAGAAGUGGCGGUGCUACGGUGGUUGGAGGCGGAGGAGGGUGUUGCUCCGGGAAGAUUAAAAAAGAGAGAAUUUAUAAAGGAAUAAGGAUGAGAAAGUGGGGAAAAUGGGUUGCUGAAAUUAGAGAGCCCAAUAAGCGGUCCAGAAUAUGGUUGGGCUCGUAUUCAACGCCGGUGGCGGCGGCCCGAGCUUAUGAUACGGCUGUUUACUAUCUUCGCGGCCCUUCGGCCCGGUUGAAUUUCCCUGAACUAUUAGUUGGAGAUGGUGGGCUUAGUGAUUUGUCUGCUGCUUCUAUUCGUAAGAAAGCUGUAGAAGUUGGUGCUAGAGUUGACGCUAUUCAAAACUCUCUGGCUAUACAUAAACACGACCAUGACCAUGACCAGCAACGACCACGCGAAUCUAGAAACCAUUGUUGUGAAAAUGGAAGCCCGGCCCAAUUAAAGCCGGGCUGGUUUCAGGAGAAGCCCGAUUUAAAUGUGAAGCCCGAGCCCGAAGACCCAGAACUUGAAUACUGGUAAGAACAGAAGUACCGGGUAAUCUCAAACUCAAAAAUAUGGUAGCUUAGGAAUGUUUUAUUCUCUGAAUUAUCAUCUCUUCUUUUCUUAAUUUUAAAAAUGUUGAACCUAAUCUGAGUACAACAAUACUGAUGUUGUAACAUGCAAAAGGAAUUAAUGUAAAUAUGUCUGUUAAUGCAAUUCUAGCCUCUUUUCCUUUGCGGAUAAAGCUAUUCGAUAUAUGUGUUUGUGGACAGUAAUAUGAUCACAAAUUGGCUUA
Molecule: messenger RNA, 988 nt
Organism: Nicotiana attenuata
Lineage: Eukaryota; Viridiplantae; Streptophyta; Magnoliopsida; Solanales; Solanaceae
Product: ethylene-responsive transcription factor ERF011-like
Exons: 1
Coding region: 199-732 (177 amino acids)
Biological process (GO): regulation of DNA-templated transcription
Molecular function (GO): DNA binding; DNA-binding transcription factor activity
Source: RefSeq, a predicted model, not a curated record